AUGAAGAACAUGUACUUUGUGGCUGGGUUGCUUUUAAUGAUUGCACAAAGCAGCUGGCAAAGUCCCCUUCAGGAAACAGAAGAGAAAUCCAGAUCAUUCAAAGCUUCCCAGGCUGAACCAUUAGAUGACUCUAGACAGCUGAAUCAAGUGAAACGUCAUUCACAAGGUACAUUCACCAGCGAUUACAGCAAGUACUUGGACACGAGACGAGCUCAAGAUUUUGUAGAGUGGUUAAUGAACACUAAAAGAAGCGGCAAUGGACUCGCCAGGCGUCAUGCCGAAUAUGAGAGACAUGCUGACGGCACCUUUACCAGUGACAUCAGCUCUUACCUGGAAGAACAAGCUGCCAAGGACUUCAUUGCUUGGCUAGUGAAUGGACGAGGAAGAGAUUUCACAGAAGGAGCUGGUACAGCUGAAGGCCUUGGCAGAAGACAUGCGGAUGGCACUUUCACCAGUGAUUACAACAAACUCCUGGAUGAGAUGGCAACCCAAGAAUUCCUCAAGUGGCUGAUUAACCAAAAAGCGACUGAGAGAUAACAAAGGACUACAGAUAUAACAAGGAAAGAAGGGACGGUCAUAUUCCAUUAAUCGGGAAAUAAGAAGCAAAUUACUCAUCAUAACCAAACAUAUCUUUCUAAAGAGUGUUAUGAACCACAGAGGGGUGAACACCAUGUUCA
Rhineura floridana is the source of this 677-nucleotide messenger RNA. It is a transcript of the gene GCG, whose product is annotated as glucagon. The coding region runs from base 1 to 537 and encodes 178 amino acids. The transcript has 5 exons. Gene Ontology annotation, biological process: negative regulation of apoptotic process; adenylate cyclase-modulating G protein-coupled receptor signaling pathway; positive regulation of insulin secretion involved in cellular response to glucose stimulus. The record is from RefSeq and is a predicted model, not a curated record. NCBI's taxonomy places the organism in Eukaryota, Metazoa, Chordata, Lepidosauria, Squamata, Rhineuridae. Gene Ontology annotation, molecular function: hormone activity; glucagon receptor binding. Gene Ontology annotation, cellular component: extracellular region.